Molecule: messenger RNA, 9084 nt
Organism: Equus caballus (horse)
Lineage: Eukaryota; Metazoa; Chordata; Mammalia; Perissodactyla; Equidae
Product: interferon-induced very large GTPase 1
Molecular function (GO): GTP binding
Source: RefSeq, a predicted model, not a curated record
UAAGGAAAAAUGAAAGUGAAACCAGUUUUUCACUUCUUGCUCAAAGGAUAAAUUGAGCUCUCUCUGCCACACAGGAAGCCAAAGUCUGGGCUGGAGACAGCAGCCGGCCCGGCUCAGGGAAGGAAUCUGCUUUGCCUUCUCUCUGGUUUCUCUCCAGCAAACUGAGAACAGGAGCCUGGCCUCAAGGAGACAGCCAUGGGCACAGCAGGGUCCACCCCUGAUGAGCCCCUGCUCAGAGGCAAAAGGAGGCAAGAUCUCCAAGAGAUGCUGACAGAAGUAGGACUGCCAGUUGAGUACUGGUUACCCAAGCUGCAGGAACACCUGGGUGUCACCUGUGCCCAGGCCUUACAGCACCUGGAAGAAAAAGACCUCCAGAAGCUGAAAUCCCAGGCACAACAUCCCUGGGAGAAAAGGGCCCUGGAGAAGCUGCUUGACCUGUCACACUCAAAUAGUCUUUCAGAGCUACAGGACUCUCAGGUGGAAAUGAUACAGAAAAAGCAGAAGCAGGCAGAGCAGGCACUGCAGGAGCUACGAGACUUGCUGUCUGAGGGGAGGCAGCGACAGGAAGAGGCAGUGAGGAAAAAAGAGGCAGAGCUGAGGGAGGCAAUGGACAUCCCCAAAGAGUACUGGCCACCCCCUGAAAAGUCCCUAAAAGAAGUCAUGGAAAACAUGCAGAGACAACUCAACCUCAUGGAAGGGAUCCUGUCUCAUAGGCAAAACCUGCCAGAUAGAGAUCUGGUGAGAUGGGCAUCUGGAGGGCUGGCCCUGCAGGGAAUUUACAAAACCAGCUACCAACAGGGCCUAAUAGAGAAGAGAGAGGAGCUACUCUGUGUCCCCAAGGAGUUCUCACUCUUUGGCCCUGAGCAGGGUCCACGGAUGGAAACAAAGGAAUUUACAUCUUCUCAAGCAGAAUCUAUGUUCACCCAGACUAUAGAGAAGCUGGGCUUCAGUGUAACUGCCUCAGCCAAGGCAGGAGGUUGGGGAUUUAGCCUGGAAGCUGGUAUGGAUCACAGCAAACAUACAGAAUCCAAGGAGACCCGACAAUCACGUUCUGAGCACUCUUACUUCUGCUCAACCAAGUUCAGCUGUCCGCUGGCCUCCUGCCACUUUCCCAUUGAUCAGCUCCAGUUCUCCAAGGCUGCUCUCCAGGAAUUGAAAUGCAUUGAAGACCUUCUGGGUCAAGCUGAAGGCCCAGACAGACUCUCCUUGCUGAGUGCAGGACGGAGCCUUCUUCCCAGGUUUGGCUCUCAGCUAACAGGGCCUCUGCACCUGGGAGGAAUCUACUGGUGGAAAGCCAUUUCAGAGGGUUUCCAAAGUGAGCAGCUGCAGAAGUGAAGCAGCAGUCGCAGAGGCCCUGGAUAGUUACAUAGGGGCAGCUACAGUGGCUUUGGAGUGAAAGUUGCUGCAGGUGAUGUGUCAGACUCUCAUUCAAAAGCAACCUCUGAAGCACAACCUUCAAAUCUCCAAACCAAAGUCCAAUUAUCUGUGGCCCAAGGUGGCCCACCAGAAGCAAAUGGCCUUUUGCAGUGGAGUGGCCUAGUUGCCAGUAAUCAAACCUGGUGUGUCAUUGACCGGGGAUUUCAGCUGGUGCUUUGGGACAUCAUUCUUUCCAGCCACAGAGGAUUUUAAGGACCUCUUCAGGUAGCUAAUGCCUGAAAGACACUAGCUGCUCUGACUGGUCCUGCCCAGAUCCAAGAUGGAGAAUAUUACUGAUGUUGGAAGGAGGCUAGAGUUUUCCUAGAGGAGGAAUCCUGGGAGGUAUCUGAUCCUGAAGAGCAGCUUAAAAUACUGAUAAAUUUCAUGCAAGUUGAGUCAAAAAAUAAAAAGUAUGACACUUGGAUUAAAUAUGCCUCAAGAUUGGGGCUUCAGAAUUUUCUGGUAAACCUUGUCAACUUUUACAAAAAGUCCUCUUCUAACACUACAUUUAUUAAAUCUCAGUUGCGCACCCUUCUGGACCCUCACAUCUACAGAGUGACAAACUUUCCUCAGGCUCAUUCCAUCAUGCAGUGGAUCUUCCAAUCAGAGUCAGAGCAAGAGCAUAUCAACAUCUCCCAAUUUUCAAUUAUUAAAAUCUUAAAAGAAACACAGAAGACUUCAGGAGUGAAGGCCAAAUCUGAGUCCCCAGAAACAGUGGAGGAAGCUCAAAGGAAAGCCACUUAUGAGGUCAGCUUGCAUCUUGGCUGCUUCUUGAAUCACCUCCAAGCAAGAGCAGCCAACACACAGCUCUUGCUACUUUCCAUUGCUGCUGGUGCAGGAUAUCAUGUGGAAAACAAUACUUUUCAUAUCUCUGGGUGUGAUGAGUUAGACUUCCUACUGGAUGAAAUGCAAACUGCCCAUGAUAAAUAUCAGGAGCUCAAAAGCAUUUGCAGCUACAGGGCUCAAGCAUUCCUGGUGCUCACAGGUCUGACAGCUACUGUGAGUCACAGCUUUUCUCCAGAGGAGAAAACACAACGCUUGGCUUUAAUUAGACCCAUGGGGCAAUCCCUGUCAAAAGAAGUUAAACAUGUCCUCACCAAACUUGGAGCAGAUCAUGACUGGGAAAACCUAGAGGAAGACUUGAGAUUGCUCAUUGAUGGGAAUUACGAAGCCACUGUCUCUUCGUUGAAAAUGGAUGAGGUGAGAAAACAAUUGCAAAGUCUCUUCCAUGAAAAGAAACAACCCCAGAAACACAAGAAUAAAAAUAACAAUAGAGUCAUUGAAAAGAGCCUUCCUAGAAUUACUCAGCGUCUAGGCCUAGAACAUUACUACAAAAAGGAUGAGCAAAGCUAACUUCAUCUGAUCUACAAGACUUCUGUGUCAAACCCAGCCAGCUCUGAACGUGAGCUUCCUUUCUAUUUCCUGCAGAAGCUAGUGAUGCUGGAUUAUGGGCUGAGAUACCUGGUUAAAGAUGAUGCAAUCACAGAGAAUCAAGUUUCAACAGCCUCAAAUCAGGAAGAUGAGGCUUCUGAUCCAUAUGAAGACUUUUUUGAAGAUCUGAUAUCCACUAAUCCUACCACUAAUCCCAGGCCACAUAUCCACCCUAUGGAUAUUCAGAUGGCAAUUCUUCUCUGUGCAGAUGGUUUUGCCAGACAAUAUAUUUUGACCAAACUUUCUGUUUGUCAGUUUGCUCCCCUUCUCAUACCUAAUCCCUGCAAUUCUCAGAUUGAAUUUCUCUGGUCUCUGAGUCAAAAGAGAAGCUGGCAGCAGGCAAAGAAAUCACCAAAAGAGGAGAAAACCAAUUACAACAAUCAGCAGAUGUGUCGUGUCUCUACCCCCAUUGUGUCGUUUAUUAGAGUUGGAGAUGGCUUCUCUGCUUCCAAAUCUCAGAUCAUGAACUGUCUUCUCAGUAAACGUAAACAUGACGCCUUUUUUCACCGACAUGCAGAGAGCAGCAAAGACUGUCUCUUGAUGGAGGGUGUGGUGGAAGUCUGGUUCUGUCCGGGGGAGGGAGACAGAUUUGACAACUGCUUGACCUACAAUCUUCACGGAGAUGCAAAGAAACAUAAGAAGCAACUCACCUUCCUGCAGGAGGUCUCUUCUCUCAUUGUGGUCCUCAUGUCAAUCUGAUGACAAUAAAGAAAACCAAAAGUUGUCCGUGACCUGUGGCAGUCAUCAAAACCUUUGAUCUGUUUGCUUGAUGACAAAGAAAGAACCAUGGCCAAUAUUCUGCCAAAGAGUAAAAAUUGGGUCCGGAACAGAAAUGAGGCAGAAUUAACACAGGAGCUCACAACUCAUCAGACGUUUUCUAGAGCUUCUGGAGCUGCUCUCAGCUUAGAGGACUGUGCCCAGAUUGCUCGCAAGCAAGGAUUCCUGAUCGAUGAGGACCAGAGAGAUUGCAAGGAAGCCAAAGAAAAGGCAGAGGUUCUAAUGGCCUUGUUAAGAGAAACGAAGAUAUCCCAGAUGAAGGAAAAAUUACUACCCCUUCAAGGAGAACUGUGGCACCGUUGGUGUAAAAAGGACAAAGAAUUCUACCAUCUGAGAGAAAAGGGGAAUCGAGCUCGAAAACACAAGAGUAGAUUGAGAGAUAAACAAAUUAUACGGCAUCAACAGUGAAUAGAGCCUUUCCUCUCAAUGUUUAAUGCAUCUGUCCUUCAGAUUCUCAAAAACUUUCAGAAACUGACACAAACUCUACUUCUUGCAAUGGCUGAGUGUUUUUUGGACAACCUGACCAAGGCACUUGGAAAAACUGAAUGAAAAGAAAAGUCUUUGUACAAACAGGUACAAACCGAAAAGCAAAAGGCACCAAAGAGCAACAACCUGAAAAGUGGCAAAAUGAGUAGAAGUCUCUCUGCAGAGAUUACUAACUGUACCUUGGGAAUUGAGCAGCUUCUCAGAGAAGUUGGCCAGAUCUAUGAAGCUCUGAGAAGCUUCCUCCGCCAAGAUAGCCUUUCUUCCCUUCCCCAGAUUGCUGCAGAGCUGAUGAUAGCCGGUGUUCAUGAGCUGAUGGAUGGGGAUGCUUCCUAUGUGCCUCUAAAGUGGGUGGCAGCUGUUUUUGACAUGGUCGCAGAGAAACUUGGAGACAAACGGCUCUUCGUUCUCUCUGUCCUGGGCCUGCAGAGCUCAGGAAAGUCCACCCUGCUGAAUGCCCUUUUUGGGCUGCAGUUCACUGUCAGUGCUGGGAGGUGUACUCGGGGGGCCUACAUGCAGCUCCUGAAGGUGGAAGAGACAUUCACGGAGGAACUCGGCUUUGACUUUAUGCUUAUUGUGGACACAGAAGGACUUCGGGCCCCAGAACUCAGCAAUAAUCCCAGAAUCGUGACAAAUGAGUUGGCAUCCUUUGUCAUUGGACUUGGAAAUUUGACUCUGAUCAAUAUUUUUGGGGAAAAUCCAUCAGAAAUGCAAGAUAUUCUACAAAUAGCUGUCCAAGCCUUUAUGAGGAUGAAACAAGUAAAAAUCUCCCCAAGUUGCCUCUUUAUCCAUCAGAAUGUGGGGGAAGUUACAGCUAAAGACCAAACAAUGGAAGGACGAAGGCGGCUAGAGCAGAAACUAGAUGAAAUGACAGCAACAGCGGCUGAACAAGAACAGUGCUCAGAUAUAACCCACUUUAGUGAUGUCAUCAAGUUUGAUGCCAAUACUCAUGUCUACUACUUUGCUCAUCUCUGGGAUGGCAAUCCCCCGAUGGCCCCGCCCAAUCCUCGCUACAGCCACAAUGUCCAGGAACUGAAAAGUAGAAUUCUUGAGACUGCCAAAGAGGAAUCUAGGGGAAGUAUCAUGAAAGUAUCAGAUGUACAAUUCCGAGUUAAAGAUUUGUGGAGAGCCCUGUUGAAUGAGAACUUUAUUUUCAGCUUCAGGAACACCCGAGAAGUCAUGGCCAUGAGCAAAUUGGAAACCAUGUAUAACAACUGGACCUGGGAGCUGAGGAGUCAUGUGCUGAGCUUGCAGAACAAGCUGGUAAACCAGAUUCAGAAUGGAAAAAUCCAGACAUUCAGGACAAGCACAUUCGAGGCUUCAGUUACAGAAAAAUAUGAGGCCAUCAAGCAAGAAUUGGAGAAAUAUUUUAAUGAGGACCCAGAUAGUGAAAUACUGGUUCAGUGGAAAGCAAAUUUUGAACAUAAGCUAAUAAUCCUGAAAGAGGCACUUAUUUCAGACAGCCAAAGAAUAGCCAAUGAACUUAUUAGUUUUAAAAAAAGUCAAGAAGAACUAGAUAACCAAAAGUCAGGUUAUGAAAGAGAAUUAUUAGAAAGAAGCCAAAAGUUGGCUUUAACAGUGAAGGACAAACAACUGAGUGAGGAAGAGCUACGUGAGAAAUUCGAUCGACUUUGGAAAAAAUGGGUCUAUGCUGUGUCCUCAACGCUCCCUCCAAUCACAAAGCCUGACAUAGAUGUGGAUUCUGAAGACAUCCUUUUGAAUCAUUUCAAACAGGAGAAAAACAUGGGGAACAUACUAAAGAGAAGUUCUGGAGAAAAGUUUCAAAUCACCUAUGACAAACAUGUCAAAAUGACCAAGAAAUACUGGGUGGUUGAAAGGCAAUUAGAGGUCUCUGAUAAAGAAUCCAUAAAGAUGACUACUGACCGCAUUCUUUCAAGAUUCACUGAAACCAUAAAUAACAUUCAGAAGCAACAGCGUGAUUACAACCCUAGUUACUUCCAUGAAAUCCUGAGAAUAAUAGAUGAGGAGGUGAAAUCUGCGCCCACUAGGGAAAGAUACACAUUUACGAGUGAUUAUAAAAUUGACUUAUCUUUGCAUUUAUUCCAAAGAGCAUCAAAGAAAUUUAAUGAGAUGCAUGAGGUAUUCAAGAGAGCAAAUGAUCCUGUAAACUAUCUGCAAAGCAAAAAAGAUGAUUUCUUCAUGAGUUUUAAGAUCUCUUGUCAAGGAGCAACCUCAAUCAAAACAUUUGUUGAUUUUCUGUGGGAAAAACUCACUCCUGCUAUUUCCAUCACCAUAAGGAAAAAAAUGGUCCCUAGCAUUGCUGGGGACAUACGAGCUACGUGCCCAGCAUUCAAUGGAAACAGGGCUAAGCUGGAAAAACACAUUCUCAUCUCUCUGGCAGAGGAAGAAAAUUUUGAUAAUUACUGGCAAUAUAUUCAUAAUCCAGAAUUAUUUUUUAGGAAUUACAUUAAAAGCCAUAUUGAAAGAUAUUGCUCAGACAUUGGAAGGGAAAAAAUGAAGACUUUCUUAAAUAUAUGUUUAGGUGACAUCAAGAAUGCCAUCCUCUCAGCUAUUCAUGAAUCCACAGCAAUAGCUAAAGAUAAAAGCAGCACUGUGUCUGAGUGGUUGGAUUUGUUCUGUGAGGGCCUGGGGAGUAACUUGAUCUUUCCACGAAAAGAUUUAAUAAGCAUUGAACACCAGGAGAUAAAAGAUACUGAGUUUCUCAAACAAGCCAUGAGCACAGCUUUGGAUCCCACAAUGAAGAGAGCUGAACAGAAAUAUUUGAGCAUGUCUGUAGAAGAAAUGGCUCUUGAAAUCCAGAAAAUGCUCUCUGAACAUCUCUGUGGCUGCUGGAAACAGUGUCCCUUCUGCAGAGCAAUUUGUACAAACACAUUGCCUGCACAUGACGGAGACCACAGUGUUCCCUUCCAUCGUCCUCAGGCUGUCAAUGGGGGGAAAUGGGUUAACACAGACCACUUUGCCAUUGAGUUCUGUACUAGUAAUGUAGCAAGUGAUCUUCUUUUCGUUUUGCAAGAUGGCCGGGAAUACCCAUAUAAGAACUAUCGAGAGGCAGGAGGGGAGUAUGCCACAUGGAGCAUCACCCCAGACUCAUCCACCCAGCCAUACUGGAAAUGGUUUGUCUGUCGCUUCAUAUCAAAACUAGAAGAAAGCUAUCAGCGAAAAUUUAGAGGUAGAGGUGAAAUCCCUGAUGCAUGGACCAAAAUCACAAAGCAGAAUGCGCUUGAUGACCUGAAAAAACAAUAAUAUUUAAUGACCAAAAAGCCCCAAUAUCUGAAGAAAAAAGUCACAGAACCUGAACAAGCCUGAAAGACCCGCUCCUCACAAUGAGAAUCCUCAUUAUUUCCAUUUUUCAAAUGUCACAUCUAACAAUAGAUCUUUAACAUUUCAAGAGUUGAAAAUUUCCUGUGAAAGGGUUUCAUUUUUCUUUGCCUCAACUCCUUCUGGUUUAAAAACAAAUUACUAAAAACAUAUGAACAUAUAAUAAAAUUACAUAGGAUCUACUUAAAAGAACGACUUCAUAUUUUAAACUAUCAUUAGGAAUGUUGUCUUGACUUUGAAAUAUUUAAUGUUAUAUAAGUGUCGGAGAAAGUCAUUUUUAUAGAGGGAAAUCAAAAACCAUUUCAGACUGCUACAAAUUUAUAUAUGGACAUUUUGACCAAUAUACAGUUCUUCGCCGCAAGGCAUAAAUUGUCCUUACUUUGUAAGUGCAUUUUUCACCCCCUGAAAUUGUGCAGAAAAGUUACUACCCCUUGAGUGGAAAAACACUCAGGGAAAGUUCAUGAUUCCCAAGCAGCGUAAUACUUAGGCAUACUCCAUUCUGGGAAACCAUAAAAGAGAGAGUUGGCCAGGAUAGAGUCUGCGUCAGUUCAGGAAACAUCAAGCAAAUAUGGGAAAUACAAAUCAAAAACUGUUUUUCUCAUGUCACCACUACUCUCUUCUACCCUGGCCUCUUGGCAGUUCCCUGUGCAUGUUUAAAAAAGAAAAAAAGGGUUCACAAGAGCUUAGGUAUCCAAAGCCUAGUGCUGUGCACAAGUCUGAGAAGGAGUGGCUUUUGGAGCAAGAUUUGGGACUAGGUAAGAAGGGCCAUUUUAAUCAAGGCUGUGGGCAAAGUCAAAUGUGAUGAACUCAUUGAUGAUUACAAAAACUAUUACUCCAAGAAUAAAACAUCAUAACAUAUAUACUUUUUAGGAUCUGAUAUUUUAAUAAUAGAUUCUAUUUUAUGUAGUCCAAUGUAAGGAAAUGCUUAUCAGGCACCCUUGGGAAUUUUCAUACUAUUUGAGCCAUAGGGCCAUGAUCUGAAUGAAAAUCAAGAACACUCUGAAGCCAGCCAAGGAGCUCAGAGGGGAACGAAAGCAUUGUUCUGCAAACCUCUACCUUCCGAAACAACAACUUCUGCUGGUUCUCACAGCUGAUAAGCUAGAGAAAUUCUGACACAAAGAAGAAAAGUUCCUCAUUUGGGACGUAAGGGCAUCCAUUGGCUUUCAUUUACAGGCACACUCACUACCCCUCCACAGCCUGUGAAACAGACAGUCCAGGGAACAGCAGGCCAAGGAUUUGCAUCUUCAGAGCUGGAGAUAGGAGUGCUGACUCUGCUGGCUUUGUCUCCUCUAAGGGCUUCAAGCAUACUCUCAGUUUCAGGUCAAAUUACCCAGGCCUCUAGGAGAAAUCCUGAAACAGAAAAGUUAUGAAGGAAACUGGUGUUCUUGAACUGUUUUCCUUUUGUUCUCUGGAAAACACUCUCGUUGAGAACUGGAAGGACCUCCUAACAUGAUAAGUUCAAAUGGAAAUAGAACCCCUGCAUAGCAUGGCGCCUGUCUCUCACAUCACUGUGGCCUUGAAAACUGCAUUGUUCACUUAACCUGUGCUAAAUGCUUUUUGUAUUUGUUUAAUGAAUCCAUAAUGGCCUUUAACUAAGAGGUAUCAAAUAUAUCAUAUAUUAACUUUUAUUUUAAAGCCAAAAUUAUUGUGUCAAUAAAAAAUAUCUUUGAUAAAUUC